UCACAACCAGGCAUCUCAAAAAUGCCAUCAAAUUUCCUCACACCCUUCCUCGAGUUGGAUGAUGAAUUUUGCAAGAGUUUCCGCGGUAUUGACCUUACAGAUGCCACGCAGAAACAGCGUGUGGUGGGAUUCCAGCGCAGACACUCCCUGUGCCCCGUGACUCUUCCCAACUCUAAGUUCAACAGCAACGAGAGCAACCCGUGGCCUUUGCCGGCCAUCAACCAGCCCUGGAUCCGCGAGCAGAAGCAUCAGCUGCCUCGCUCCUCUCUGAACCAGAUCCCCUUCAGAGUGGACCGGUCCGUGAGCAUGAUCGAGGGUCACGUGAACGCUUGCGAGAGCCCGACGGCUUGCUCUCUUCCUCCACCACCCGGCCUAAACAUCAGCAACAGCUCCCUGUCCUCCCCGAAGUCUGCACCCAUGUCCACUCGCUACAAGACGGAGCUCUGCCGGACGUACGAGGAGAGCGGCACCUGCAAGUACGGGUCCAAAUGCCAAUUCGCACACGGCAUGGACGAGCUACGAGGCCUCAACCGGCAUCCCAAAUACAAGACCGAACCGUGUCGCACCUUCCACACCAUCGGCUUCUGCCCCUACGGCGCCCGCUGCCACUUCAUACACAACGCGGACGAGCAGCAAGGCGUUUCCGAGAACACACACACACACACACACGCAGAGAAGAGCAUCCGAGAGCGACCGCAGUUGCUCCGCCAGAGCGUGAGCUUCAGCGGCUUCUCCUCGCAGCGUCAAACUCUCGGUGGUUUCCACGCCGUCCCGGACGCCUUGGCCUUCUCCCGAUCCUCGUCUGUAUCCCCGCCUCCGUCCACAGGGAGUCCCGACCUGCUCUCCCCUCUGUUCCCCGAGCCCGGGACCCUAAAGCACGGCCACCCGUUCACAGAUCUGGGAGCAAACGGGAGCUUCUACGCCAUCAGCGACUCGGAGAGCGUGCGAAACCUUGCGUACGCGCUCACGUCGGCUCUGCAGAGAAGCGCUUCUGCGGACUCGCUCUCGGACCAGGACGACUACACCAGCUCCAGCAGUCUGAGCGACUGCGACUCUCCCGGGAUCGAGGGCAAGCGUCUGCCCAUCUUCAGCCGUCUGUCUGUCUCAGACGACUAGAACGCAGUGCCUGUGCAUAUUGUGCAUGCUCACUCGUGCAGAUG
This is a messenger RNA of Rhinichthys klamathensis goyatoka, 1160 nucleotides long. Its product is annotated as mRNA decay activator protein ZFP36. NCBI's taxonomy places the organism in Eukaryota, Metazoa, Chordata, Actinopteri, Cypriniformes, Leuciscidae. The transcript has 2 exons. The coding region runs from base 22 to 1116 and encodes 364 amino acids. Gene Ontology annotation, molecular function: mRNA binding; metal ion binding. The record is from RefSeq and is a predicted model, not a curated record.